Messenger RNA from Gilbertella persicaria, 500 nucleotides. RefSeq lists its product as uncharacterized. The transcript has 3 exons. The record is from RefSeq and is a predicted model, not a curated record. NCBI's taxonomy places the organism in Eukaryota, Fungi, Mucoromycota, Mucoromycetes, Mucorales, Choanephoraceae. Bases 261 to 434 code for a protein of 57 amino acids.
CCCAGUGUAUCGCGGGCCUGGGAAGGUGUCAGUGAAGGAAGUGAGGGAGUACGAGUCAGUUGCCUUCUCGUGGCUACUCCUUUUUGCUGUUAACAAUAAAUAAUGACGUAUACUUUUUUUUUUAUUGUAAUGAUGUUUUCUUGAAGACUAGCUGCUUUUACUUUUGUCUUUAGAAGUUUAAGGGCUUGCUUAAAGCAACGAUUUACUUUUGUUUCUUUUUUACAUUUUUUUUCAAGUUAUCUAAAAGGUCGUCUAACAAGAUGUACUGCUGGUUCAAGACUAUUUCUCUCCCUGGUUCUACUCUGAUUUGGUCGGUAAGCUCUAUGAUAAACAAGGUGUGCCUACUCAGGCUGGUUUCUCAAGUGUCUGUAAGGCGUUUGAUCAAGUGGUAUAGGGCUUUCAAACCCUUUUCUUCAGACUCUGGCUCUCUUUAGGGUUUGGAAGAUAUACAUUCAAGGCUUAGUAAGUUUUCGUAGUGUAAGUCUACUUUUUUGAGUCUU